Molecule: messenger RNA, 1660 nt
Organism: Elaeis guineensis (African oil palm)
Lineage: Eukaryota; Viridiplantae; Streptophyta; Magnoliopsida; Arecales; Arecaceae
Product: pyruvate dehydrogenase E1 component subunit alpha-3, chloroplastic
Biological process (GO): pyruvate decarboxylation to acetyl-CoA
Cellular component (GO): intracellular membrane-bounded organelle
Molecular function (GO): pyruvate dehydrogenase (acetyl-transferring) activity
Source: RefSeq, a predicted model, not a curated record
GUCCCGACCCAAUUUAUACAUCUCUUCGUGCCGUCCAUCGGAGAGAAACUCAGGAAGAGGAGGCAGGGGAGCGAAAGAGAGAGAGAGAAAAAAUGUCCGCAUUCUCGGCCGUCAAGAUCCUCCCACCCCCUCCCGUCACCGCCAGAUCCACCCCCUCCAACCCCAAACCCUCCUUCCCCUUCGUCUUCCCCUCCCCUCCCUCACCCACCGCUGGCGGCCUCCACCGCUCCGCCGCCGCCCCGCUCUCCUCCUCCCCCCCGCCUCUCCACGCCGUCUCCUCCCAUGUCCUCAGCAACGAGCACCGCGUCGCCUCCCCUUCCCACCAGGAUGAGGCCGCAGUGACCCGUGAGGAGGCGCUGGAUCUGUACGAGGACAUGGUUCUGGGGCGGUCCUUCGAGGAUAUGUGCGCCCAGAUGUACUACCGGGGGAAGAUGUUCGGCUUUGUCCACCUCUACAAUGGCCAGGAGGCCGUCUCCACCGGCUUCAUCCGCCUCCUCCAGCCAGGCGACUCCGUCGUCAGCACCUACCGCGACCACGUCCACGCCCUCAGCAAGGGCGUCCCCGCCCGCGCCGUCAUGUCCGAGCUCUUCGGCAAGACCACCGGCUGCUGCCGUGGCCAGGGGGGAUCCAUGCACAUGUUCUCUGCCCCCCACAACCUCCUCGGUGGCUUCGCCUUCAUUGGUGAGGGCAUCCCCGUCGCCACCGGCGCGGCCUUCUCCUCCCGCUACCGCCACGAGGUCCUUAAGGAGGCGUCGCCAACCGGGGGCCUCGAUGUCACCCUGGCAUUCUUCGGGGAUGGCACCUGCAACAAUGGGCAGUUCUUUGAGUGCCUCAACAUGGCUCAGCUCUGGAAGCUGCCUAUCGUGUUUGUUGUCGAGAACAACCUGUGGGCGAUCGGGAUGUCGCACCUGAGAGCCACAUCCGACCCCGUGAUCUGGAAGAAGGGGCCUGCAUUCGGAAUGCCUGGGGUGCACGUGGAUGGGAUGGAUGUGCUGAAGGUGAGAGCGGUGGCAAAGGAGGCGAUCGAGAGGGCGAGGAGGGGGGAGGGGCCUACUGUUAUCGAGUGUGAGACUUACCGUUUCCGAGGGCACUCGCUUGCUGACCCUGAUGAGCUCCGAAAGCCUGAUGAGAAAGCUCACUAUACUGCAAGAGACCCCAUUUUAGCCUUGAAGAAAUACAUUCUUGAACAUGAUCUGGCCGGUGAAUCGGAGCUGAAAAGUAUCGAGAAAAAGAUAGAUGAUGUGAUUGAAGAUGCUGUAGAAUUUGCAGAUGCAAGCCCCCUUCCUCCUCGAAGCCAGCUACUUGAGAACGUGUUUGCAGACCCCAAAGGUUUCGGAAUUGGCCCUGAUGGGAAGUACAGAUGCGAGGAUCCCAAAUUCACUGAAGGCACUGCCCAAGUCUAAAGGACUGAACUGUGACUGCCUAUUUGCAUUUACGUUGUCGGUUUUAGUUUGUUCCCGUAGCCUGAUAUGUGUUUCCGAUCUUCCUAAGACAGAUUUUUUUUUUCCCUUAUUUAUUUAGUUUCAGAUAUAUUACUUUCUUUUUCUUCCCUCCCAUUUGCCAUCCUAUAUUUAUAAUGUUGUUGAAUCUACAACGCUGGUUUCUAACAAAGACCGGUUGUGUUCCCAGAUGCAUAAAGCGUGUUGUGACAUUUGGAUUU